This is a messenger RNA of Penicillium antarcticum, 7053 nucleotides long. RefSeq lists its product as uncharacterized. Gene Ontology annotation, molecular function: catalytic activity; phosphopantetheine binding. Lineage: Eukaryota; Fungi; Ascomycota; Eurotiomycetes; Eurotiales; Aspergillaceae. Gene Ontology annotation, cellular component: cytoplasm. Gene Ontology annotation, biological process: amino acid activation for nonribosomal peptide biosynthetic process; secondary metabolite biosynthetic process. The transcript has 2 exons. The record is from RefSeq and is a predicted model, not a curated record. Bases 1 to 7053 code for a protein of 2350 amino acids.
AUGGCAAUCUGGGCAAUUGUGCUCAAUAAAUACACCGCAUCUCAUGCUGUGACAUUCGCCAUCCACAGUAACGAAGUUCAUGAUGGUGCACCAACAAUAUGCGACGUCUCUAUUGAGCCAGAGACGUCCAGCUUUGACCUACUGAUGGAUCAUUCGGCACUGGCUACUUUUGCUACGGCCCUACCCAGCCAGCUCACCUGUAAUACUGGCGUUAUUGUUGACAUGCAAGAUGACAACAGCAUUCAAUCUCUUCGUCCAUUGCAAAUUCUUCUGCUUGCAAGCACGAAAUCCCCUGAGGUCUGCCUGUCAUACUCGUCGGACGUUCCCUCAUCACACGCAGACAACCUAGUUUCGACUGUCGAGCAAAUCAUCGGGGAGAUUUUACAAAACCCGUAUCAAGCAAUCAAAGACCUUGAUCUUUUCAGCGUCCGCAACCGUCAUCAAGUCCAUGAAUGGAACCGUCACACGACGCCCAGCGAUAUGGUUUUGAUGGUUGACCUAAUCCGACAGCAUGCAUCACAACGAUCAACCCACGAAGCCGUUUGUGCCUGGGACGGGUCACUCACAUACGCCGAACUUGAUAGUAUGACCACUCAGUUGGCAUACCACCUACGUGCGAUGGGCAUUGCGGAGAAUGAUAAAGUGUUGCUUGGUUUUGAGAAGUCGAUGUAUGCAAUUGUUGCUUUUUUAUCCAUUCUGAAAGCAGGCGGCAUUUUUGUUCCUGUCAGUCCCGCUUAUCCAGUGGAGCGUAUGCAAGCAAUUAUCGAUACAACUCAGCCUCGUCUUGCUCUUACCUUGCCGGACGCUACAUCAGUCUUCGAAAGCUUCCAGGUGUCAGCCCUAGGUCUCGAUUCCACUCUGAUCUCCAAAUUGUCGAUCCAAGGAGAUGAGAGUCCACUUCCUCCAUCUGACCCACAGCGCGUGGCAUACAUUCUUUUCACCUCUGGCAGCACAGGUCGCCCCAAGGGUUGUACCAUACGGAACCAGGCACUGGCGACUAUGACCAGCCAAGGACCACCAUUUCGCAUCUACCCGUCCAGCCGUGUGUUUCAAGUUGCCCCAAUCAUCUUCGCCGCCUCUUCAGUUGACAUGUUCCUGCCUCUACUCACUGGAGCAACCGUCUGUAUUGCCUCAAUGCACGACUUCAUGAAUAACCUGGCCGCUACGAUGAAACAGCUCCAGGUGACCUGGGCCUGUAUGACCCCGUCCGCAAUCACCUCCGUCAGUCCCUCAGAUCUGUCGGGACUACAGACUCUGGGCUUGGUCGGCGAGCCCGUCAGUGAUGAUUUGCUCAACAAGUGGGCAUCUUCGGUGGAUCUUCUGUCAGGCUACGGUCUCUCGGAAAUUGUGGGUGCCGGGUGCAUCUCCUCUCUCAAGAUAGGAAUGCACCCUCGUAACAUUGGCCACUCUCCUACAGCACACAUCUGGCUUGUAGAUCCGACAAACAUCAAUAAGCUUGUCCCGGUAGGUGCAAUUGGUGAAAUGUUGAUCGAGGGGCCUAAUCUUGCCUAUGGGUAUCUUGAUGACCCUCAGAAGACGGCCGAUACAUUCAUCGGGGCACCAGAAUGGAUUCAAGAUUUCUAUCCAGGACAGGGUCGACGUAUCCUAAGGACAGGCGACCUCGCUCGAUACCAUUCCGAUGGUUCUAUCGUGUAUGUCGGUCGCAAAGAUACACAAGUUAAGAUUCGUGGGAAACGGGUCGAGCUGGGAGAGGUUGAAAGCGUGAUUCACCAAAACCAAGCACCCGGCGACACGGUAAUUGUGGAAGCGGCAGCUCCGCUGGACGGGGACGGCACAUCUAUGUUGAUCGGUUUCAUCCAAACUUCUGGAAGAGGAUUUGUAGAUUCCUCUUCACUUCUAGGACAGCCAGGUCCAAAUUUCCAGAAAGAGACAUCGCGCCUUGAUCUUCUGGCUCGUGACGUAUUGCCAGAGUACAUGAUACCAAGCAUAUACAUGCCACUCAAUCGCAUUCCCAAGACCGCCUCUGGGAAGACUGACCGGCGCGCUUUGCGGCUCGAGGUCGCCGGCAUGACUAGACAGCAGGUUGAAGCCUACCAAGAGGUGGGUGAUAGACCGCAGGUUCAACCUCGGAAUGAUGCAGAAAAGUCUGUACAUGCAAUGUUUUCUCAAAUUUUGAAACGCGAACAAGUCUCAUUUGGGAUUGAUGACCAGUUCCUCCAAUUGGGAGGCGAUUCCAUCAGCGCUACUACUCUCGUUCAACUGUGUCGAAAGGCUGGGUUCGCUGUCAAGGUUGCUGAUAUCAUGAAAUCUGGCACAGUGGCCAAGCUUGCCCAGAUGGUCAAGCUCUCCACGCAGCCCGUUGCUGAAAGUGAUAAGAGACAAGUGGAAGUUUCUAAUGCCGCUACUGCUCCCCCUACUUCUAUAGUGUCCAUUGCUGUCGUAACGGAGCAACUGAAUAGUCUUGGAGUUGCCACUCAAGAUGUGGAAGCGAUAAAUCCUUGCUCCUCGAUGCAGGAUGGUAUUUUGAUGAGCCAGCUAAAAAGCCCCAAACAAUAUGCACUGCGAAUCUUAUAUAAGGCCGAGCUUUCAACAGCAUCGUCGGAAAUAGAGCUCGGUCGACUUCAAAAGGCAUGGAAAUUACUGGCUCAAAGGUACCCCAUGCUGCGAACGAUUUUCGUGACUAAUGUGACACCCAGCAUCUUUGCGGUGCAAGUUCAGUUGAAGAACGGUUCCAUGCCACACAUUCAUGAAAUCAAGGACAACUUGAAACCAAGCGAUAUUCUCGACCAACACCAGGAGUCUCAGCGUCCAAGCACAUUGCCUCAAUUCCAUUUAUACGUUACCCCAAGCGGGCGGGUCAUCGUUGAGCUUGAACUGUCUCAUGCAGCUGUUGAUGGUAUUUCCAUGUCGAAAAUAGUUCGCGAUCUAUGCAGACUCUACGGCGAUGUAGAUUUUUCUUCUUCUUCUUCUUCUUCUUCUUCUUCUUCUUCCUCUGUCUUCAAAUUUGCAGACUACGUUGAAUACCAACGGAAGACAUCUACUGAUUCCCUUGCCUACUGGAAGCAAUACCUCGAUAGCAUGGAACCAAGCCGGUUUCCCACAACCAGAGAUGAUACUCUAGUUUCCUCGAAAGAGUCUAAUCAUACAUCCCAAUUCAAAUCAGUGCCUGUCGACCUUGGUCCAACUGCAGGGUAUCGAAGGUUCGCCCGGGAAACCGGGACCACCGUGGCAAAUAUCGUCAAACUGGCAUGGUCCCUUGUUCUGCAUGUAAUGUGCCGCACAGACGACGUCUGUUUUGGCUAUCUGACCACGAGCCGUGACGCUCCUGUUCAAGGCGUGUUAGAAGGUGUUGCGCCUCUCAUCAACUUACUGGUGUUUCGGCAGCGGCUUGAUCAGCAGUCCACCGUGGCACAGGUCUUGCAGUCCAUCCAAGCCGAUUUCAUCUCUAGUCUGUCCCACAAAGGCAUCUCCUUCAGCGAUAUUCGCCGUGCUUUAGACUUUUCCAGUGACGAGGUCAUGUUCAACACUUGCAUCAGUCAUUUCCCUGCCAUUACCCUCCAUGAAACCGACAACUUGCCGAUCCUACUUCGCCAAGUGGGACGCCAAGAUCCUACUGAGUUUGAUCUUUCCCUCGAGGUCAUGGAGUCGGCGACUGAACUCGAAACAUCCAUCAAAGCAUAUACUGGAAUAGUUCCACUGGAGCAGAUGGAACAAGUGUCGACGCUCUUUGGACACUUGAUGAAGACCAUUCUCAGGGCUUCUGGUAGCCCAUUGGAACAACUAGACUUAGUUCCUGAGAAGGACCUUGCCACAAUUGGGCAUUUGAACAGGAGUAUUAACAACCGACCUGUCGAAAAUUGCGUUCACGACAUCAUCUUGCAACAGAGCCAAGAUCAGCCUGCAGCACCGGCUAUCUGUGCUUGGGAUGGAGACUGGACUUAUGGCGACUUGGAUCUCGUUUCUUCAUCUCUCGCGCAGGAAUUACAGUCACAGUGUGUUGUGCCCGAGACCUUUGUACCAGUGCUGAUGGACAAGAGUCGCUGGGUGCCCAUUGCUCUACUUGGAAUCCUCAAGGCUGGAGGGGCUUUUGUUCUUCUCGAUCCCACGCAGCCAAUCCAGCGACUGCAAGAUAUUUGCGUUGAUCUAAAGCCCAACACCAUCUUAGUAUCGCCAAAUUACCACGCCACUGCCGCUUCCCUUGUCAGCAACAUUGUUGUUGUUGGAAACGAGCAUCUUCCAAUUCUUCAAUCUUCCAACCUCAACAAGGUUUCCAAGGUACCAGUUCACCCAGGAAAUGCAGCAUAUGCUGUCUUUACUUCUGGCUCGACCGGAAAGCCAAAAGGAGUGGCCAUCACGCAUAAAUCUCUGUGUACCAGUGCAGCUGCGAUGAUGGAGCAUUUGCCAUUGAACAAAGACACGCGAAUGCUUCAGUACGCGUCACAUGCUUUUGAUGUGAGCGUUCUAGACCUCACUUUAUGUCUUAUGGCUGGAGGCUGCUUAUGCAUUCCAUCAGCCGAAAAUAGACAAAACCGGCUAACGGAAAGCCUGAACGAGUUUUCUGUGAGCCUCGUCGCUCUUACUCCAACUGUCACUCGAACUAUCCAGCCAGAGCGCUUGAAGUUUCUGAAAACUCUGAAAGUCAGCGGAGAGGCGCUCUCAUCGUUUGACAUUCAACGGUGGAAGACUGCAGCACCUCACAUCCAGAUAGUCAACAUGUAUGGCCCUGCAGAAUGUACAAUCAACUCGACUGUUCAAGGCCCUAUUGAACUGGAUUCAUACUCUUCAAACAUUGGAUAUCCGUUAUCGAGUGCGACUGCAUGGGUCGUUGAUCCAAAGAACCAUCACAGACUGCUUCCUAUGGGGGUCAUUGGAGAACUUGUGAUUCAGGGUCCUGUUGUCGGCCGUGGUUACCUUAAUCGACCUGAGCAGACAGCAGCAUCAUUUAUAUUGCCUCCAAGCUGGUUUUCACGGUUUAAGCAAGAUGUCUCGGAUGAUCAGAGACUUUACAAAACAGGAGAUUUGGUUCAGUACGCCGCAGACGGCUCAAUGCAUUACAAGGGACGUAAAGACUUCCAGGUUAAACUCCGCGGCCAACGACUUGAGCUAAGUGAAGUCGAAGCGCACCUUCGUCGAGUGUUCCCCGAUGCUUCCGAUGUCAUUGCCGAGGUAACAUCUUUGAACCAAGGAAAAACCUCAGCCCUAGUAGCAUUCAUCCACCAAAAAGGCUGCAACGAUAACGCGAACUCGAUUGGGUCUUCUAAGACGGAGACUAGGGAUACCAGUCUCAAUUUACUGCAUGUCCCUUCUGAGUCCUUUGAUAAGGCAGUUACACACGGGAGAGUUUUGUUGGCUUCCUCUCUUCCAAGCUACAUGCAGCCCAGUAUCUAUCUGCCGCUCGUUCGGAUUCCCAGAUCUCGGAGUGGCAAGGCUGAUCGUAGCCAGUUGCGACAGAUUGUCAGUUCUGGACUUCAUGAGUACUGGGCUGGUGAUACAAACACAGCGAACAUGUCACAGAGACCGAAAACUGAGAUGGAAGUCAUACUGUGCUCUGCUGUUGCUGGGACCCUAGGUCUGUCAGAGGUAGACAUCAAUGCAAAUGACAGUUUCUUCCGCCGUGGAGGUGACUCGGUUGCAGCAAUGAUGUUGGUCGGGAGCUUGCGAGAGCAGGGUUGCCAUCUCAGCGUCGCAGACAUCUUCGCGUACCCUCAGUUGGACAUUCUGGCUACCAAAAUAGACCGUGCGCUACCCUCGAGUGUUGUCAAAGUCCCUCCACCUUUCUCUCUCCUCGGUGAAAAUACUGAAUCCCGUCAAGCGGCCAUCGAAGAAACAAUGGAACAGUGUGCCGUUACUCAAGAAGAGAUUGAAGAUAUUUACCCUUGUUCGCCACUGCAACAUGCCUUCUUCAUGUUCAGCAGUACUCGCGAGAAAGGCACGCUGAUCGCACAGUUUGCUUAUAAUCUCCGACCAGAGACAGAUCUUGCUAGGCUGCAAAAAGCCUGGAGCGAGACCACAAAAGCACAUCCGAUGUUGCGAACUCGAAUCAUUCAAGUCGAUGGCAAAUCCAGCUUGCAUCAGGUGGUUCUCAGUCGCGCAGCAGAAAUUGAGCACCAUGACUCGGAUGAGCCAGACUAUGUCCCUGACCUGUCAAUUGAAGUUGCGCCAGGUAGUCCACUUCUACGAAUUGCUGUAGUGCGCAGGUCAUCUCCCCAACAGUAUCACCGGCUUGUUGUCACCUUACAGCACUCCCUAUACGACGGAUGGUCUCGAGCAUUGUUCAUGCAGGAGCUCGAGCGAGCCUAUUCUGGUGUUGCCUUGCAACCUCUCCCUGUCUCCUCAUUUAUUGGACAUCUAGGCCAAACCGAAGAGGGAGCAAGGCAGUUUUGGACAUCAGAGCUGACGAAUCUUCGAAGCACCAUCUUCCCUUAUAUUCCCUCAGGUUACACGCCCCAUCCUAGUUCCACAUUGGUUCAGAAUGUUUCUAUUCCAAACUUCGCUUCUCUCCAGAUCACACUAUCAACCAAGAUUCGGUGGGCCUGGGCUCAGACCAUAGCAAUCCAGACUAGCAACUCCGAGGUGGCAAUGGGCUUAGGAACAGCCGGACGAGGAACUCCAGUUGCAGGAAUUGAGAAGAUGGUCGCGCCAACAAUGGCCAUCUUCCCCUACCGACUCCACAUAAAUCCGAAACAGCGAGUGAUCGACGCUCUCCACGACUCUCAGAAACAUUACAGCCAGAUCCUGCCGCAUGAACACUACGGCACACCAAAUAUAUGUCGCGCCGCGACAGGCCCGACUUCCCCGGCUGCACUCCAAACACUUUUGAUUGUUCAGCCGCAAGGAGAACAAAGUCCUUCUUCAUUGUAUUUCGAAGAAGAGAUGCUUCCUCAGACGGGAGCAUUCCAUGUACGUGCGCUGACAUUGCAUUGCCACCUUCACGAAAAUUCUGUCGAGACUGUCGCGUGUUAUGACGACAAAGUCAUUUCGGAGAAGGAAAUGCUUCGCCUACUUGCUAUGUUUGAUUUGAUCUUCCAGCAGGUCUGUCAGGAGCCUAGCAUGCUAGUUGAAGAGUUAAAGAUUGUUCCAGCUCAGGAGUAA